CAUGUGACCCAUCAGUACUAAUUGACAGUCACUCCUCUCAUUGCUGUCACUGCUCGCGCACUGCGGCCGCGAGACUGGAAACCAACACGAACGAAAGAGAGAGAGAGACACCCGAGAUACUGAAGAGUCCAGUUUCCACCAAAAAGUCAAGCUCAGAAGCCGAAUAUCACAAGUUACCCAUCAAAUAAGAGAGUAUAACGGUUGAAUGAUGAAUCAGAUUGAGCUUUCAGUGCCAUAUGAUAAUGGAUAUGAACCGGACGAGUACAUGAUGCAGGAGGAUGAAUGGGACCGGGAUUUACUGCUGGACCCAGCAUGGGAAAAACAGCAACGAAAGACGUUCACGGCCUGGUGUAACUCUCACCUGAGAAAAGCUGGGACACAGAUUGAGAACAUAGAGGAAGACUUCAGGAAUGGCCUCAAACUAAUGUUGCUGCUUGAAGUCAUCUCAGGUGAGAGGUUACCCAAACCUGACAGAGGAAAGAUGCGUUUUCACAAGAUAGCCAAUGUCAACAAAGCCCUUGAUUUCAUCACCAGUAAAGGUGUGAAACUGGUCUCCAUUGGAGCUGAAGAAAUUGUGGAUGGGAAUGUGAAAAUGACUCUUGGAAUGAUUUGGACAAUCAUCCUUCGCUUUGCCAUUCAGGACAUAUCUGUUGAAGAAACUUCAGCCAAAGAAGGACUUCUUCUGUGGUGCCAGAGGAAGACUGCCCCCUACAGGAAUGUCAAUGUUCAAAACUUUCAUGUCAGCUGGAAGGAUGGAUUGGCGCUGUGCGCUCUCAUCCACAGGCACAGGCCUGACCUCAUUGACUACGCCAAGCUCAACAAGGAUGAUCCACUUGGUAAUCUGAACCUAGCAUUUGAUAUUGCUGAAAAACAUCUGGACAUCCCGAAAAUGCUGGAUGCAGAGGACAUCCUGAGCACCCCUAAGCCUGAUGAGAGAGCUAUUAUGACAUAUGUGUCCUGCUUUUACCAUGCAUUUGCUGGAGCUGAACAGGCUGAAACUGCUGCUAACAGGAUUUGUAAGGUCCUGGGAGUGAAUCAGGAAAAUGAGAAGUUGAUGGAGGACUAUGAAAGACUGGCUAGUGAGCUGUUGGAGUGGAUCAGACGAACUAUUCCCUGGCUGGAGAAUCGUGUGGCGGAGAAGACCAUGGUCGAGAUGCAGCGGAAGCUGGAGGAUUUCCGAGAUUACCGCAGGAUGCACAAACCUCCCAAAGUGCAGGAGAAGUGUCAGCUGGAGAUCAGCUUCAACACCCUGCAGACUAAACUCCGCAUCAGCAACCGGCCUGCGUUUAUGCCCUCUGAGGGCAAGAUGGUGUCGGACAUAGCGAGUGCGUGGCAGGGACUGGAACAAGCAGAGAAGGGCUAUGAGGAAUGGUUGCUUACUGAGAUUAGGAGACUGGAAAGAUUGGAUCAUCUAGCAGAGAAAUUUAGACAGAAAGCUACAAACCAUGAGACCUGGGCUACAGGUAAGGAGGAGAUGUUGAGCCGGAAGGACUACGAGUCAGCAUCUUUAAUGGAAGUUCGAGCUUUGCUGCGGAAACACGAGGCAUUUGAGAGUGACCUUUCCGCCCACCAAGACAGAGUCGAGCAAAUCGCUGCUAUUGCUCAGGAGCUCAAUGAGCUGGACUAUCAUGAUGUUGCAUCAGUGAAUCAAAGGUGUCAAAGUAUUUGUGACCUCUGGGACCAAUUGGGCACACUCACCCAGAAACGCAGAGAGGCUUUGGAGAGGACAGAGAAACUUUUGGAGACAGUGGAGCAGUUGUUUCUGGAAUACGCAAAGAGAUCUGCACCCUUUAAUAACUGGAUGGAAGGAGCCAUGGAAGACUUACAGGACAUGUUUAUAGUGCACACCAUUGAAGAGGUCCAGACUCUGAUAGCUGCGCACGAGCAGUUUAAGGCCACGCUUCCUGAGGCGGAUGCAGAGAGGCAGGCGAUCCUUGGCAUUCAGCAGGAAGUCCUGAAGAUCUCCCAGAAUUAUGGCAUCCGUGGAGACCUUACCAAUCCCUACAGCACCAUAACUACAGAAGAGAUUGCCAUCAAGUGGGACAAGGUGAAGAGGCUGGUUCCCCAGCGUGACAGUGCACUGCAGGAGGAGUUAGCACGGCAGCAUGCUAAUGAAAGGCUCAGACGCCAGUUUGCUGCCCAAGCCAACCUCAUCGGACCAUGGAUACAGACCAGGAUGGAGGAAAUUGGUCGUUGUUCUAUGGAGAUGGGUGGGACUUUGGAGGAUCAGAUGACCCAACUGAAACAGUAUGAGCAUGUGAUCGUCAGCUACAAACCCAACAUAGACAGAUUGGAGGGAGACCACCAACUCAUCCAGGAGUCACUUAUCUUUGACAACAAGCAUACUAAUUACACUAUGGAGCAUAUUCGUGUUGGCUGGGAGCUCCUUUUGACUACGAUCGCUCGCACUAUUAAUGAAAUCGAGACUCAGAUUCUGACACGUGAUGCAAAAGGCAUCAGCCAGGAGCAGAUGCAUGAAUUCCGAUCCUCUUUCAACCACUUUGAUCGGAGGCUUCACAAGGCAAGAGUGGAAGAGAGGGGUAAACUCAGGCCUGAUGAGUUUAAAGCAUGUCUGAUCAGUCUUGGGCAUUUAGGAAAUGACAAACAGAAGAAGAAUGGGGCGAUGGAUUCUGAUGACUUUAGGGCCUGUCUGAUCUCGAUGGGUUAUGAUCUGGGUGAGGUGGAGUUUGCUCGGAUCAUGAUGCUGGUUGAUCCAAGCGCUUCAGGCGUUGUGUCGUUCCAGUCCUUCAUUGACUUCAUGACCAGAGAGACAGCAGACACAGACACAGCUGAACAGGUCAUCGCUUCCUUCAGGAUUCUUGCUGCAGACAAGCCGUAUAUUCUGGCAGAUGAGUUGAGGAGAGAACUCCCUCCAGACCAGGCAGAGUACUGCAUCAGCAGGAUGCCCCCAUACUCUGGCCCUGGUGCCCUGCCUGGAGCUCUGGACUACACUGCCUUCUCCACUGCCCUCUACGGAGAGAGUGACCUUUAGUUCCAUCAACACCUAUGACCUUUACAAUCCCAUCUCACUUGUUAACCAAAUAAAUUCUUUAAAGAUACACAGUCCCAUGAAAUGAAAACAUGGCAAAUAAACAAAAUGAGCCCAAAUUCAGUUUUUAAUCUCAGUUGAUGUAUUUUGCUAGACAGUUGAUAUAAAAUGUCAAUGCUCAAUGCAUAUGAAUUGCAGUCUGAAAAUGAAAAGAAAUCAAUGAAGGAAGCUGAAAGAAAGCAAUGAAGAGGUUAUUUUUCUGUGACAAGCCAAGCAAAAAAAUGUUUUGAAUUUUAUAUUUACUAUGUUCUGAAUCCCAUAAUUCAUUGAAUCUAAGAAAACUAUUUUACUCUCUUUCAUGUAAUCUAUUAUAAUACAGAAAACAUUCACAUGCAUGUCACUUAUAUUACAGCAAAAAACAGUAGGUAUACUGAAACUAAAUAAGAUUGAUGUUGUUUAAAUACAUUUUAGGUUUUAUGCAUUUUACUCUGAUUUCUUUUAAUUCCAUCUUUUCCCCCAGAAUGAAAUCUAUUUUGUGUGGUAGUGUUACACCUACAUUAUGAAAGAUUUUGCACAUUUGAAUUAUCCCUGAAUUGAGAAAGUUUCACUCAGCCACCAUGCUUUCUAAUUUUUUCCUCUGGUAGUAUGUGAAAAAAAGCAAUAUGAAUAGUGGCUCAACUUAAUUUUUCCACAAUGUAAUUAUCACUUGAAACUUUUCACUAACAGUGCCUACUUUCAUAUACGGUAUGGUAAUAGUUUAUAUGAAGUAAUAGGAGGUGACCUUUGUCAUUCUCAGUUGUGAAUCAGAUAGAUAACAGCAUCAGCUACUGAUUUGGUUUUACAUGAAAUUUCGAAUAUUGCGGAUCCUUGAACGUUUUUAUCAAUUUGGUGAUUGCAUAAAGCGUAAAAGUGUCAAUUUACUACAGGGCUUGUCAAAUAAGGAUAGCAAAACCAGAGAUUAUGAUAAAAUACUAAAUUUACAGGAAAAAAGUAUGUGAACUCUUAGGAACAAUAGACAAACACAGUCUGCUUAAUACAUAAACAAUUGUUGUUGUUGUUGUUUUUCUGUAUUGAACACAACAUUUAAACUUUCGCAGUUAAGAUUGGAAAAGUAGGUGAAUCCCUAGGCUUUUUCCUGCAACUAUAAUUAGGAAAAGUAAUCUGGGAUGGAUUGUCAUUUCAAAAUGUUUUAUUGUAUUGCCAUGAUUCAUGAAUGCAGCAAAUUCCUAAAGGUCACACUAGUUCAAUGUAUGGUGACUGUGUACUUGAUUGAUUUGUGCUCAGUUUGUUAACUGUCAAAUCAGUUUUAACAAUGAAAGUGAUUUGUGAAUGCUUGGUGUUGAAUUAUAUGAUCAAGAAAGCCAAAUUUGUGUGUUUUAGAGUGACAUAAAUUAAAUAAACCGUACUUAUGAAAAUA
Megalobrama amblycephala (Wuchang bream) is the source of this 4406-nucleotide messenger RNA. It is a transcript of the gene actn2b, whose product is annotated as actinin, alpha 2b. The transcript is spliced from 23 exons. Lineage: Eukaryota; Metazoa; Chordata; Actinopteri; Cypriniformes; Xenocyprididae. The record is from RefSeq and is a predicted model, not a curated record. Gene Ontology annotation, cellular component: plasma membrane; cortical actin cytoskeleton; Z disc. The coding region runs from base 206 to 2992 and encodes 928 amino acids. Gene Ontology annotation, molecular function: calcium ion binding; actin filament binding. Gene Ontology annotation, biological process: muscle cell development; actin cytoskeleton organization.